GAUGAAAUAAAGAAGAAGAAGGCCCAAGCGGUUUCCUCCGUUUGGUGAUGGUUAGUGCUUUCUUCCGCUCUGGAUACCGGAAGAAGAAGAAGAACGAGUCGGAGAAGAGGAGACAUUCGAGUCGGGAUCUCAGCGGCUUAGGCUUUACCAUCGGCUUACCUUACAUCGCCUUUUUCAUGUUGUUUCUCUUAACCGACGACGGCAUUGCAGGUUUUAAGAAAUGGAUCUUAUUCGCGGAAGCUAGUACCGUCGGUGGUGGCGGCGGCGGCGGUUUCUGGUCUUAUUACACUGUGGUUUCGCCUUCUGGCGUUGCCAUCGCCGUCACUGCCAUGGCCGGUAUCGCCCUCGCCGCCAGCAUCGUUUAUUCUCGAAGGGGUAGCCUAAAAUCGCCCUGGUCCCAUAGAAGAAGAAAACAUCCACUUCAACCUAAGCAAUGGAAAAGUUUAUUCACAGAGGAUGGUAAACUUAGUGAUGGUGGUGUCAAGUUUCUUAAGAAAGUUCGAAGUGGAGGUGUUGAUCCAAGUAUUAGAGCAGAGGUAUGGCCAUUCCUCCUUGGAGUAUAUGACAUCAACAGUUCAAAGGAAGAAAGAGAAUCCGUUAGAAGACGGAAAAGGAAAGAGUUUGAAAGCUUGCGGAAAUGGUGUAACCAAAUUCAUAAACGUAUCGAGUUCGAGAAUAGCUGUAAGGCAAAGGAAACUGCUGGAAACGACCGCAAUGAAGACAGUGAGGAUUUGGGUCAAGUUGUUGAUUCUCUAGGCUUAGAGGAUGUGGUUAGUGGUAGAAGGCCUGAUUCCACUGAGGGAGAAAGCCCUGAGGUUGAUGAUUCUGAUCGCCCUCUGCGUGAUCAAAGUCGUCAAACCCUUCAAUCUUCUGAUUCAGUUUUGGAGGGGGAUACUGAUAAGAGUGCAAUUACUUGUGAGGAUGGUUGUACUGGUGAGAGGGAAUCCUCUGAUUCUGACUCCUCUGAAGAACUUGAGAACACACCCCUCUUUGCCUCAGAGAUAACCGAGGAAAAUAGUAUCAGUGAACAUGAGAAUGAUACCUCUGCUGCUACCCUGAUAAAAGGCAGGUCCAAACCCCAGGCGGAUGAAGAUUUUUCCACUUGGCAGAGAAUCAUCCGUGUUGAUGCAGUGAGAGCAAAUGAUGAAUGGAUUGCUUAUGCUUCAUCUCAGGCUUCAGUAUCAGAAAUCAAAGUACAACAGUUGGCUGAGAGUGUUGACUUGAAGGAAUAUGAUCACCUAGAGCCAUGCAGGAUUUAUCAUGCUGCUCGGCUGGUUGCUAUACUUGAGGCCUAUACCCUUUACGAUCCUGAGAUAGGUUACUGCCAAGGAAUGAGUGAUCUGCUCUCUCCAAUUAUCUCAGUGGUAGAGGAUGACUUUUUAGCUUUCUGGUGCUUUGCAGGUUUCAUGAAAAAAGCUCGUCACAAUUUCCGACUUGACGAAGUGGGCAUUAGAAGACAGUUGAACAUUGUGUCCAAGAUUAUCAGGUGUAAGGAUAUUCAUUUAUAUAAACAUCUGGAGGAGCUUCAAGCAGAGGACUGCUUCUUUGUGUAUAGAAUGGUUGUAGUACUUUUCAGGAGGGAGUUAACCUUUGAGCAGACUCUUUGCCUCUGGGAAGUGGUUUGGGCAGACCAGGCAGCGAUUCGUGCUGGUAUUACAAAGACUGGUUGGGGGAGGAUGAGACUUAGACCUCCACCUACCGAUGAUCUUUUGCUUUACGCAAUCGCAGCAUGCGUUUUGCAAAAGAGGAAGCAAAUCAUAGAGAUGUACAUCAGCAUGGAUGAGAUAAUGAGAGAAUGUAAUAGUAUGGCCGGACAACUGGAUGUCUGGAAGCUUCUGGAUGAUGCCCAUGACUUGGUGGUCAACCUGCACAACAAGAUUUAGUACAACUCUGCCUUCUUUCUUUCGUUUUUUUUGUUAAUUGCUUUAACCGAUUCUUUUUAAAAUUUUCCUCAACUCUUGCAAUAUUUAGGGAUCUGAGGUACUUUACAUUUCUGCUCGAAACAAGCGGCUGAUUGCCAAACUCCCUGUACCAAGUAAGUAAUGAGAUCAUAUUACUAUGAUGUAUUGCCUGCACUUACUCUUCAUUUGAGAGUGACGGUUCGUGACACUGGCAGUGCUGAAAAAAAUCAGCAAUUUAGAAUGUUCAACCUUGAUUUAUAAUUAUCGAAUUACAGAAUUCUGCACAUUUGUUUUC
Messenger RNA from Hibiscus syriacus, 2196 nucleotides. RefSeq names its product GTPase-activating protein gyp7-like. The transcript has 5 exons. Gene Ontology annotation, molecular function: GTPase activator activity. The record is from RefSeq and is a predicted model, not a curated record. Lineage: Eukaryota; Viridiplantae; Streptophyta; Magnoliopsida; Malvales; Malvaceae. Bases 48 to 1883 code for a protein of 611 amino acids. Gene Ontology annotation, biological process: activation of GTPase activity.